This is a messenger RNA of Fraxinus pennsylvanica, 636 nucleotides long. The record is from the annotation of a GenBank genome assembly. Lineage: Eukaryota; Viridiplantae; Streptophyta; Magnoliopsida; Lamiales; Oleaceae.
AUGCUUCUCAGAAGUUUUUCUAAACGCUGCUUUUGCACUGCUAUUAAUCCACGGCCAUGGCUUUUUGUGGGUUUGGGAAAUCCAGGAGAUAAAUAUAAGGGUACAAGACACAACGUGGGCUUUGAAUUGAUCGAUGCAUUUGCUGCGUCGCAAGGGAUCCCGAUGGAAUCGAUCUUCUUCAAGGCCACCUUUGGAAAAGGUCUUGUUAAUGGGGUUCCAGUUUUCUUGGCAAAGCCUCAGACUUACAUGAAUUUGAGUGGUGAAUCUAGUGGUCCACUUGCAGCUUAUUAUAAGCUUCCUCUCAAUCGAGUGCUAGUGUUUCACGACGACAUGGAUUUACCUUGUGGUGUACUUCGUCUUCACGCCAAGGGUAAUCAUGGGCGUCACAAUGGGUUGAAGAGUGUGAUCUAUAAUUUUCGUGGGAAUAGGGAGUUUCCUCGGUUAAGAAUUGGUAUAGGGAAGCCUCCUGGUCAAAUGGAUCCAAAAGCAUUCUUACUCCAAAAGUUCAAUGCUACAGCUCAAGAACGGAUUGAUGCUGCAUUGCAAGAGGGCGUUGAUGCAUUGAAACAUAUUUUGUCCAAAGACUAUGCCAGUAUAAGAAGCUAUACUCUGAGGGGAAGUUACCCAUUUAGCUAG